Sinocyclocheilus anshuiensis is the source of this 1774-nucleotide messenger RNA. Its product is annotated as protein FAM19A5-like. The transcript is spliced from 4 exons. The record is from RefSeq and is a predicted model, not a curated record. NCBI's taxonomy places the organism in Eukaryota, Metazoa, Chordata, Actinopteri, Cypriniformes, Cyprinidae. Bases 192 to 590 code for a protein of 132 amino acids. Gene Ontology annotation, molecular function: G protein-coupled receptor binding; receptor ligand activity. Gene Ontology annotation, biological process: G protein-coupled receptor signaling pathway.
AUCGAUCACGCGUCAACUAGAGACUUUAUUUUAGAUUUACUGGACUUAAAGACUACUGAGGGGCUUUGGAAAUGAGCGGUCCGUUUUCAAAAUGUCUUUUUUAAGAAUCACUCGUGGAGAGAGACGUUUCCUCAGAGGACGGGAGGGUUUGUAACGCUGCAUUUAUCUCUGAUUUCACGACACGCGUUUCUAUGGCUCCGGCGGUCAGAUCGAUUAAGCGUAAGGAUGCGAUUAACUGGCCGAGGAUGUCGACAACUUUCUGGGCUGUGCUGCUGUUGACGGCGCUUCUGAUCGUGUACUGCGGGCAACUGGCAGCAGGCACCUGUGAGAUUGUCACUCUAGACAGAGACAGCAGUCAGCCACGCAGGACGAUUGCCAGACUGACGGCCCGCUGUGCAUGUAAGAAAGGACAGAUUGCUGGGACAACGAGAGCAAGGCCGGCCUGCGUGGACGCUCGUAUCGUGAAGACCAAGCAGUGGUGUGACAUGGUGCCCUGUCUAGAGGAUGAAGGCUGUGACCUGUUAGUAAAUAAAUCAGGCUGGACUUGUACACAGCCCAGCGGCAGAGUGAAAACUACAACGGUGUCCUAACAGUGCGAGGGGUUCCUGGAACGCUACGAGAUGAGGCCUCUUGCAGCUUCGCCCACCUGCUGUAGAUAUUUGCUAUGUCUCAUCGGCUUAACACCUGCCUCUGCCUGUCUGUUUGUGUCUCGGCUUUGGUAAUGGCAGCACCCCCUUGUGCCACGGAGGACAUACUGUACAUUCACAAAGCGCCUCACGGAUGGUGGUACAUUAGGAGCCUUGAGUACUUUAAGAACGCAGCACAGGACAAUGAGGCAUCUACCCUGUCUGAGACUGAACCAGACACAGGCUUUAUGGGGCUCCACCAGCAGUUCUGAUCUGAUCCGAAACUGUGAACCUAACUGCUCUGUGAAACAGCUUUCUGCUGGAGUAUGUUUUUGGCGCUCAUUUUUUACAGACCAAAGAGGAAAAAUAAUACACACAAAAAAAAAAAUGCAUUGAUUAUAUGAGUGCAGACUGAAGAAUAGACUUGAAAGGGAAAUUUUAGGCAAAGAAAUGAUAUAUAUAAACCUAAAUGUAGAGAGAGAGAUAGAUAUAGAUAUAAAAAGACUAUGCUAUACAGCAGUGGUCUACAAAUGGAAUCACUGAUGUGGAACAUUAAAACGACUGGGUCAACCAUUCCCAUUUAUCACAAUCAGAGGUGAACCUUUAGUACUUUACAGGCAUUUCCUUGAACUGAAUUAACCACUGUAUUCCAAGGAUAUCGAUACUGUACACAUAAAAACGUCAACAAAUUUAAUUUGCAUUUUUCAGUAGCAAUAUUUUGGAUGGUUUGCAUUAAGCAUGGAAGGUUAAAUGGAAGAGUACCCCAUUGCUUAUCGUCAGAAAAUAUUAAAAAGGAACAUAAAAAAUGCCAUUUCUGAUUACCAGGAGUGAAAUAUGUCAUUACAUGUAUUUUGAAAGGCCUACGAGUUAUAUAUUUAACAGUUUUAUAUGUUGUAUCUUUGUGGAGAACCUUAUUUAACAUGAAUAACGUUGUGGAAAUGAGAGAUAUAGAAUGUGGGUAAUGCUCUGCUCCAUAACGAAGGCCUGUCUUACUGUUUAUGUUCAAAUUCAAGUAGCAAUUUUCCUUUUACAUGUUCAAAAACAUGACCACAGGUACUUAAAAAGGAAGAAAAUGGACAAGACACACACACAAAUAAAUGAUUUAUUGCAGAAAAGCGAACAUUCAGUUCCAAGUAUUACACAGAGUC